AUGGCGCGUUCCUCACGCGGAUACGGCGUCCUGAACGGCCACGGCGCGACGCGCUCGCGGGGGAUCUCCUCGCCGUGCUGCGGGCGGCGCAUUCGCGCGACGCUCGGCGCGUGUCACGCGAUCCUAGGAUCUGUCAUCUGCCUCGCCGCGGGCGUGCUACCGACGCACUGGAACACGUACCUGGGGCACUUGGGGCCCGCGGCGGUGAUGUACAUCUUCAGCGAGCUCGAGCGGUACCCGGGCCCGAACACGGUCGUCGCGCAAGGCUGGGUCGCCAUCCUCGGCGGCGGCUUCUACGUCCUCUACGACUUGUUGUUUUCUAAGUGCCACCUCGACUUCGCGUGCACGUCGCUUCGCGAGCAACAGCACGUCGCCGUCAACGUCUUGUUCAUCGCCAUCGGGGUCGACGUCGUCGUUCACCGGUCGAAGUUCACCCUGUCGCUGAUGGGGAUCGGGUUCGGGAUAUUCGUGCUGUUGCACGAGCAGCCGAACCGGUUAGGCGUCGUCGCGCACGCGUGCGCGGGCGUCAUGCUCGCGGUGUUCGCCGCCGCGAGGAUGUUCGGACAGUUCGACGUCGCAUCCAAGUCGCUGUACUACGCGUCGUACUUUUUCUUCUACUCUCAGAACGGCUUCGUCGAGAUGUACUACGGCAAGGUCAACGACAGCGCGUACGUGCUGUUCGUGCUCGCGCUCGCGGUCUCGAUGAACACGGUCGUCGAGGCGUUGGAUUUCGCGUUCAGUGCCGACGACGCCGCGGAGUUCGAGAUAAUCAAGCUCACGGACGACUUCGACGACGACGGAGGGACGCGCGCGCCGGCGGAGUGA
Messenger RNA from Micromonas pusilla CCMP1545, 825 nucleotides. RefSeq lists its product as uncharacterized. Bases 1 to 825 code for a protein of 274 amino acids. The transcript is spliced from 2 exons. NCBI's taxonomy places the organism in Eukaryota, Viridiplantae, Chlorophyta, Mamiellophyceae, Mamiellales, Mamiellaceae. The record is from RefSeq and is a predicted model, not a curated record.